AUGAAGCUAUUCCUAAUAAUCGCUAUUAUCACCGCCACCACGAUGACCGGCCAGCUGGAGUCACCAGCAAUCACUAGGGCCACAUCCCUGGCCACCCGUGAUGUGCCCAGCAGGACGCCUGUCACCCACGAAGGCGGUCAUGCCGAGCCCACCGCCAACAGGACCUUGGUCACCGUCAUUACAAAGGUGACUCCGGCGGCCUCGGCCACCACGACCGUCGUGGCCGGGCCCACAAAGGCGUGGAGAAAGCCGACGCUGGGCGAGUGCUUCAACCACCAGAGGUUCUGCCGCUCCGACUGCGCCGUGAUAAAGUGA
Messenger RNA from Gaeumannomyces tritici R3-111a-1, 315 nucleotides. RefSeq lists its product as hypothetical. Lineage: Eukaryota; Fungi; Ascomycota; Sordariomycetes; Magnaporthales; Magnaporthaceae. The record is from RefSeq and is a predicted model, not a curated record. The transcript has a single exon. Bases 1 to 315 code for a protein of 104 amino acids.